Molecule: messenger RNA, 4304 nt
Organism: Pelobates fuscus (common spadefoot toad)
Lineage: Eukaryota; Metazoa; Chordata; Amphibia; Anura; Pelobatidae
Product: alpha-1,6-mannosyl-glycoprotein 2-beta-N-acetylglucosaminyltransferase-like
Exons: 1
Coding region: 274-1536 (420 amino acids)
Biological process (GO): protein N-linked glycosylation; oligosaccharide biosynthetic process
Cellular component (GO): Golgi stack; Golgi membrane
Molecular function (GO): alpha-1,6-mannosylglycoprotein 2-beta-N-acetylglucosaminyltransferase activity
Source: RefSeq, a predicted model, not a curated record
GUUCAUGUUGUAAUGUUAUUGAUUAGGGUCAGGGUGUCCGGGUUCAUGUUCUAAUGUUAUUGAUUAGGGUCAGGGUAUCCAGAUCCAUACACUAGCAUUACUGAUUUAGAGUUACGGGAAGUUUUAUUAAAUCCUACUAAGAAUUAGAAUUUAAAAAGCUAAAGUACUGAAUUGUCCCCUUUUAUAAUGGAAGAUCAUUUCUAGUUUGUCACAUUUAUAUGUAGGACUCUGAUCUGAACAGUUUUUGCCCCGGGAUACUUUCCAGCCGUAACAAUGAGGCUAACGUUACACAAGAAGAAGAUCGCCACCCUGGUGUUCGUCCUUGGUAUGGCACUUUGUGUCUGGCUGCUUUUCUUUCACACAAACGAUGAUUCAGACGCAGUGUUAAAGCUUCCCUACUCAACCUCAUGGCAAAACACGUAUGGACUGCCUGAUGGUUCCCCUGAGGUGAUGAGACUGGCUUCGUACCGGAUGAACCUGCGCCAACUAGUGUUAAAUAAAGAACAUUUUCGUGGCCAAUCACACCUUGUAGUUGUGGUGCAAGUGCGAGGAGGUCCAGGCAGUGGCUCACGCCUUCGGCUUUUAGCAGAGUCCUUGCGGGCUGCUGGACCUGGGGCCACCAGCCGCCUUUUACUAGUGUUGAGCAUUGAGAAGCCUUGUGUAGAGGUAUAUGAAGCCAUCACUUCCAUAGACUUCUGUCGGGUAAUUCCCAUAUUCUACCCAUACAGCCUGAGCUUUUAUCCUAAUGAAUUUCCUGGAGCGGACCCCGCAGACUGUUUCCGAGAUCUACCCAAGGAAUCCGCCAAAUUGAAAGGUUGCAAUAAUGCAGAGUUUCCUGACAGCUACGGACAUUACAGGGAAGCGGCAUUUACUGUGGACAAGCACCACUGGUUGUGGAAACUUCACUAUACAUGGGAGAAAUUGCAAGAAGUGAGCGGAUAUAGCGGAUACGCACUUUUCUUAGAUGAAGGUACCUACCUGCUUCCAGACUGGCUGCAUAUGUUGCGUCUAAUGCAGAAGCAGUGCCAGGAGGAAGGAUGCCAUUUACUAAGUCUUGGGGGCACCACCAACUCUGAAUUAUCACCAAACCCGCCAGACGUGGAAGUGAGUACCUGGGUGGCACCGAAACAUCGAUCAGCGAUUGCAAUGUCACGGGAGCUGUACUAUAAACUGAUGGGCUGCCUGGCAGAGUUCUGCACCUAUGAUGAUUACAAUUGGGAUUGGAGUUUACAGCACGUGUCUGCGUCGUGUCUUGCCCACCCUCUAAGGGUUUUAUCUACUCUGUUGCCUAGAGUACUCACCCUUCCUGCUAAGGAGGAAGAUGGUGUAUGUGGGCGCACUGGACCCUGCGAGAGCUCUGAGGGUGCCUCCGAACUUCUGAGAGUGCGAGUAAGGGAGCUGAGUGGUCGGCUAUUCCCAAAAACGCUGGCUGUAACCUCUCGGCAGCAAGACGUGCGCAAUCCACCCCAAAGAAAUAAUGGUGGCUGGGGUGAUAUCAGAGAUCACGUGCUAUGCCAGUCACAUGCCAGGCUGUAACGUGCCAACCUUUCAUCGUGUGAUGGACAUCAUUUUCAGUGCCUCUUUGCACUCAGGAAAGUGCUAAAUAAAUCAAGACCAAAGUUCAAAAGCUUUCUCAGGAAUUGUAGGAAAAGUUAUUACUAGUUCUGGAAAAUAUGUAACUUUUACCUGAUAUGCUGCUUUUUAUUUUAUUUUUCACAUUUGUCUUGUGGUGGUUGUAAAUCACAUUUGCUUUGUCUCAGAUUUUUACAAUUUUUCUUGUGUUUUGGAUUAUUUAGUAAACAGAAUAGCAGAGAAUUCACAGGGGAAUUUCUAUAGCCUUAAAUGUUUUUUUUUUUUUUUUUUUUUUUUUUAAGUCGGUGUUUCCCUUGUUAGUUUUCCUCAAUUCCAGGUUUACUGAAUACAUGUUUUGUUGUGGGGGUUGACAUUGUAUUUGAAUUAUAAAUUAUCAUGUUUUGCAUACAGAAAAAGCACAGGAAACCAAGACCAAAUAUUUUUUCUACACCGGUUUUGUGCCUUGUAACUCACAGUAUAUGUUUAAUGUGAUCAGGAGCUGUAAUUUUUAUAUAAUUAAUAUAUUUUAUAUGUAAUCUGUGCUCUUAAUGUAAAAUUAGCUUGACAAUGCUGCAGUAUAUAUUGGUGCCAUAUAAGUAAUUGUAAUGUCGGCUUUUCCUAAUCCUCUCUCUGGUCAAUAAUUGCCAAAUUUGUGCAUUUUUUGUUUGUUUUCUCUGCCAAGCGCAUAUUGGAUUUUAAGGGGUUUAUUUGAUUAAUAGUGAAAAAACUGAGUUUGAUUUGGGCCACAAUAGGUUUCAAAUUCCUCUAUAUUUCAGCUUCACUAUUGUUUUACGGUUUGUACAUUUAUUUUCCCGUUUACCAGAAUUAAACGAACACUGCAGGCACCAUAACUACUUCAAUUUAAUAAAGGGAUUAUGGUACCAGGAGCCUGUGGAGAUAGGGGCAUACCGUCUUUUUCCUAAAAUAAGACUGGUUCUUAUAUUCUCUCCCACUAGGGCUUAUUUUCGGGGGAUGUGUUAUUUCGGGGGGUAAAUGGUAGCAAGCAUGUACUAGAAAGCAGGUCUACGUUUGGGGAAAUUCCCCUGAACAUAGACCAGUUCACUAACGCAUGGAAUCCUGCGAAUAUAUGUUCCUGGGAACUUCCCUGGCAACUAGGGCUUAUUUUCGGGGUAGGGUUUAUAUUACGAGCAUCAUAGCCAGACUGUUUAUUUACAGUUAAGCAAAAACGUUUGGUCCCCGGCAGGCUACAGCCCAGCCACCAAUUAUAAUAUUGAAAGCCAUGCGGCACCGUAAGCCACAUUACUUCUUCCCAGUGAUUGGGGCAGUGAUUAGCUGAGAGUGAUAAUCUGGUAUGGCGUAAAAUGAAGCACAGCUCUGCCUCGGCCAUUUAAUAUUUGGGGCUAGCCCGCAGGCUGCCAUGGCCAGGCAUUUCUGCUAAAUCAGUUAAAGUGGUUAUGGUGCCUACACUGUUGCUAUAAUUGCUUACUGAAUAAAUAUGUUGGCUCCGUUAAAUUCCAUAUCUUUUACAUCUUCGAUUUUAUGUAACAUUUUUUUGUUUUACUUGCUGCUGACCAAACACAAAUGUCCUUCCAUGUCUGACUGUAUUUAUUGGAGUGUCAUUUUGUGUGUUAUCUAUGAAAAUGUGUCGCUCAAAUUAUGCAACAUAUAUAUUUUCAUACGGCCUGUAGUGAAUUGAGACAGGUUAAUAGUAUAAGGAGGCUGAUGUCUGUAAAGAACCACAUGUCUGCAUUAAUUCAUCUUAAAUGCAUGCUUUCUAUAUAUCAUUUAUAUUUCAUGUGUCAUUUACAAAAUAAAAUGUUCUAGAACAGGGAAAUCCACCUGUGCCACUUAACACGCUGUGGACUCUGGAGUGCAUGCAGAGCAUCAUGGGAGAUCCACCCCCCACAUGUGGAAAGCCACAAAUGACCUAUCUGCAGUUUUAGAAUAUUUGUCAGUCCGGACAUAGUAAUUGCCUGAUCCUUCCCAGGGGCUGUGACGCUGCCCAUCAGGAACCGACCGCUCUGCACUAGACCAUUUUAUGUUUAAUGUUAACCCUUUGAGAGCCACAGGUGUUCCCACCACAUUGACUGGCAUUGGGCGCGCAAGUCUGGCCCCUAGAGGGUUACGUUUCCUGUUCCCUUACUAUGCAGUACUCGUGUGAGUGAAUUGUACAGAUCACAGGGUUUAACAGUUUCUUUAUUUUUAUCAACUUUUUGAAUGUUUUUUUUUUUUUUCUACCUUGCUGUUUUUGGUGUCUGUUUUUCCACUAUGGGACGGGUGGAAAGUAUUUAUUUUUUCCAGUUAGAUUUGAACAGCUGUACUGGGGGAUUAGAGGUUACUCUAUAUUCUUAGCCAUUCCCAGGUAGAGAUACUUUCCUUUGAUUUAAGAAUCAUUCUCUGUGAUGGGUUUGUUUGCUCAGUUCAUUACUAGUUUAACACCAGAAGUGUUACCUGUUGGAUAAUCUGCAGGUUAAACGCUUAGUGUUAGAGCUCCAUCAAGCAGCGCAGGUUACACCCCACUGUGAGCGAGGGAUUUAAAGGCUAACAAUACAUGCUGGUGUAUGGACACAAGCUUGACAUUCAGGAAAUGUUUUUUAUUUUCUGUCACCGACCCAUCCUGUUCUGCGGCAUAGCUUUUACUGACAGGUUUACUGCAUCACGGUGAAUCUGUAAUGGUUAGUUUUUAUGAUGGUGUGUGGCUUUUAAUAAAUUGUCAUUUUAUAUGAUAAAUAUAAAUCUAUAAAUUCUCAUUUCCAAAUCCUUGAUACCUU